Messenger RNA from Peromyscus californicus insignis, 5169 nucleotides. Its product is annotated as zinc finger protein OZF-like. Lineage: Eukaryota; Metazoa; Chordata; Mammalia; Rodentia; Cricetidae. The transcript has 2 exons. The record is from RefSeq and is a predicted model, not a curated record.
AUGACUCACACAAUUGGAAAAUAUGUGAUUUGUAAUAAAUCUGAGAAAGCUUUUACAUGUGCCAAUUAUCAUUACAGCUACAAAAAAUGUCAUAGAAGAGAAAAAGCCUCCAAAUAUACUCAUUGUGCAAAACCAUCUUCAUAUCACAGUCAUCUUCAGAAGAAUGAAAGUAUUCAUAAUGGAGAGAAAUUCUAUGUUUGUAUUCAAUAUGGUGAAAGCUUUGCACACAACACUAGUCUCAGAAUACAUAAAGGAAAAUGUAUUGCAAAGAAAACCAAUGAAAGUAUUCAGUGCAGUAAUGCUUUCAAUAGUCAUGGUCAUCUUGGAAUACAUAAAAGAACACAUACUGGAGAGAAACCAUAUGAAUGUAAUCAAUGUGGUGAAGUGAGUACAUGUGUCAGUAGUCUUUGAACAUAUAAAGGAACACAUAAUGGAGAGAAACACUAUGAAUGUAAUAGAUAUGGUAAAGACUUUGAAUAUGUCAGUAAUCUGCAAGUACAAGAGAGAACACAUAACAGAGAGAAACCCUACAAGUGUGUUGAAUGUGAUGAAGGCUUUUCAAGACAGAUUACACUUCAAAUAAAUAAAAGAAUACAUGCUGGGGAGGAACCCUACAAAUGUAAUCAAUAUGAUAAAGUGUUUUCACAAGUCAGUCAUCUCCAAAGACAUAAAAAAACACAUACUGUAGAGAAACCCUACAAAUGUAAUCAAUGUGGUAAAGUCUUUUCACAAAACUUUAAUCUCCAAGUACAUAAAAGAACACAUUCUGUGGAAAAACCCUACAAAUGUAAUCAAUGUGAUAAAGCCUUUUCACUAUACAGACAUCUCCAAAGGCAUGAAAGAAUACAUAAUGGAGAGAAACCCUACAAAUGUCAUCAAUGUGAUAAAGCCUUUUCACUAUACAGACAUCUCCAAAGGCAUGGAAGAGUACAUAAUGGAGAGAAACUCUACAAAUGUACUCAAUGUAAUAAAGUCUUCUCAGGAUCCACUAAUCUCCAAGAACAUGAAAGAACACAUAAUGGAGAGAAACCCUACAAAUGCAAUCAAUGUGAUAAAGUCUUUUCCAGACAAAGUUUUCUCCAAGUACAUAAAAGAACACAUUCUGGAGAGAAAUCCUACAAAUGUAAUCAAUGUGACAAAGUCUUUUCACAACACAGUAAUCUCCAUGUACAUGAAAGAACACAUAAUGGAGAGAAACCCUACAAAUGUAAUCAAUGUGGUAAGGACUUUUCACAAAAAGGUCAUCUCCAAAUACAUGAAAGAACACAUACUGGAGAGAAACCCUACAAGUGUAAUCAAUGUGAUAAAGUCUUUUCACAACACAGUAAUCUCCAUGUACAUGAAAGAACACAUAAUGGAGAGAAACCCUACAAAUGUAAUCAAUGUAAUAAAGACUUUUCACGACACAGUCAUCUCAAAAUUCAUGAAAGAACACAUACUGGAGAGAAACCCUAUGAAUUUAAUCAAUGUGGUAAAGCCUUUUCAUGUUCCAGUAGGCUGCGAAUACAUGAAAGAACACAUACUGGAGAGAAACUCUACAACUGUAAUCUAUGUGAUAAAGUCUUUUUACUACACAGUCAUCUCCAAAGGCAUGAAAGAACUCAUACAGGAGAGAAACCCUAUGAAUGUAAUCAAUGUGGGAAAGCCUUUGCCUGUGCCAGUAGUCUCCGAAUACAUAAAGGAACACAUUUUAAAUAGAAUCCCUGUGAAUGUAAUUAUUGUGGUAAAGUUCUUAUAAGACACAAAACAUCUCUGAACACAUAGAAGAACACAUACUGGAGAGAAACCCUAUGAAUGUCAUCAAUGUGGUAAAGCCUUUGCAUGAAUCAGCAGUCUGAAAUAAUGAGAAAAUACUGUAGAGAAACCCUAUAAAUGUAGUGAGUGUGGUAAAGUUUUGCACUUCAUGGUAGUCUUUAUACAAGAGUAAGACUUGUAGUGUAUAAUUGGUCUCUUAAAAUCUUUGCAUUUUACAGUAGUCUUUGAGGGCCUGACAAAAUUAAUACUGAAGGAAAGGCCAUAAAGGAUUUGGUAAAAUCUUUCAUUUGAACAAAAGACCUGUAAAUUUAAAUGAUGAGGUUUCCAUUUUCUAUUCCACAGUUCUCUUCAAUUACAUGCAAUAAGGCAUCCAGGUUUAACACUUACUGGAUGUGUAGUAGUAUUUCCUUGUCUAUUGCUGUGACAAAACAUAAUAUCUAAGUCGACUCAUGAAAGAGUUGUCCCUUGGGUCCAGAAGGGUACAGAAUCACAAUGGAAGUGGCAUGGCAACAAGUUUCAAACACGGCAGCUGCAGCAGAAUGGUAAGAACUGUCAUCUUUUACCUACAACAUGAAGGUGAAACUAAAACUGGAAAUGGUGUGUGGAUGUGAAUUCUCAUGCUCACCCCCAGGGACUUAAUUCUUUCAGCAGGGCAUGAAUUACCCAAAUCUUUCCAAAUGAUACCACCAACUGAGCAAAAAUGAUUUCUCUGACUGCAAGCCUACAUGCUUGCUCUGCUUGCUUUCUGUUACAUAAAUCAGUUCAUGAUGAAGAAAGCUCUGUAAGUAAGCCUUUUGAUACUUCAACACCUGGGUUACAGGAAUAAAUCCUUAAGAGAGAAAAACAUUCUUGAGUGAAAAUCUCACUGUUAAAAAUUUGUUUUAAUUGUGUGAUCUCAGUGUGUCUUUACUGUGUGCAUGGUGAUUCCCCAAAAGUGUAUACCCUUGGCUCUCCUUUUAGCUGGAAUUACAGAAAGUUGUUAAAACCCUGACCUUUUUCCUGGGAAUGAACUUCUCAUAACUACUUGGCCAUGUCUCUCAGCCUAUAGAUAUUUAAAAAUCUUUAUAUUUCAUCUUGAUGUCAGGAAAUAGGCUAUGACCCACAAUUGGAUGAACAACUCAAGAACUGAGAAAUUUAUUUCAAACCUUACAAGGUGACAAGGACUUAAAUAGUUGAAGAGAUUAUCAGCUUAAGCUGAGAAAGAAAUGGCUCUGAUAGAAAAAAAAUUAUAGGAUGCACAUGUGGAUCAUGUAGAUCUCUAACUUGUUUGUAUUCUGGUUAUUUUACCUUCUAUGUAUUUCCCUGUAGAAAUUUUAAUGCAGAGAUAAUAAUAUCUUAGAAUGGAUAUUUUUACCAUAUAAACAGAAUAAGAAAUUAAUGACCUAUGUAGAAAAUUUCUGAGUGGAUUCUAAAAUGAAAGCUGAGACUUUCCAGUUAACAGGAAUAAACCCAGCAGAAAUCAUACUACCUUUUACUAAUGCUGAAAUUUCCUCUUUAUCGGCAGAAAAUGAACCUCAGCAAUGGAUUACAGGGUAAUUUUUUGUAGAGAUUAACAACAAAUAUCCCAAAAGCAAGAGAAUUAAAUUAUAAAGAGAAGUAACUGGAUCCUUCCUCACAUUAAAUGGGAACAACAAUUUCUGGAGCCCCUAAUUUCUAUACUGAUGCAAACAUAUCAGGAAUUUUUUUUUAAAGUGACUCAAAGCCCUUAUGAUCCUGUUCAAAAGUCAGAAUUAUAUGCUAUUCUCACAAUAUUAUUAGAUUUCUCUUUAUAUAGUUACUGACUCUCACUAUGCAUAAAGAGGUGUUUUACAUAUUGAAACUGUACUUACUUCAGAUGAUACAGAGUUGAUUUUGUUAUUUAUUCAGUUACAAGAAAUAACAAUAAGUUGAAAUCAUCCCUUAUGUAUAACACAUGUUAGAUCCCAUAUGGUUCUAUCAGGCUCUCUAGCACAAGUUUUUUAUGAAACUGAUCAACUAUUGGUAGGAAAUGUACUAGAAGCCUCAGAAGUUCAUUUAAAACACUAUGUCAAUGGCAAAGGUUGUAAAAGGGUUUUCUCACCACUUGAUAGAAAGUCAUAGAAAAUAUAAGAAAAUGUUCUACUUGUUCCUUUUGUAACCAAAUUCCACUAUCUGCAGGGAGGAGCCCAAAGGGUACUCAAAGAAAUGAAAUUUGGAAAAUGGACGUGUUUCAUUUUGCAAAGUUUGGAAAAGUAAAAUGUCUACCACAGUAUAGAUACAUAUUCAGGAUUUCAAUUGGAAAUGGCUAUGAGUUCUGAAGAGGCUGAUUCUGUAAUCACACAUUUGUUAGAAGUUCUGCCAUCAUGGGGAUAACUGUACAAAUUAAGACUGACAAUGCUCCAGAAUAUGUGUCUAGUAAAAUGAACAAUUUUAUGCAUAUUACAACAUAGAAUAUAUUACAGGUAUGCCACACAAUCCUAUACAGGUAAACAAAGAUGUAAUCACACUCUAAAAGAUAUGCUUAAUAAACAGGAAGGGGUAAUAAAGACCCCAGAGAUAGAUUGCGUAAAGCUUAAUAACUUUGUUUUCCAAAUGCUAAUGAGGAAUUACAGCUGCAGAGAGACAUACGGCAAUAGAAAAUCCUACUAAAUUAAAUCAGCCUGUAUACUUUAAGCAUGUGUUGAUCUCUGUGAUUUCUUAAUCUUGCAAGUUGUUUGUUUUUAAUUUCCUGUUUACUCUGGUAAUAUUAUAUCCUUCUAAGUUCUCUGGUGGAGUUAAAGACUAGAUGGUUAUAGUUUUCGUUUUGAACAAAUUCAGAAAAGACACUCAUAAAAGAGGUGUAAAGUGUAUUGUCAGGGACAAGGAUAGAAUCUCUAGUUAGUGGAAAAAUACAGACCCCCGAUAAGACAGGGAACUAGAUCAUCUUACAGUCAGGUUGCCUAGCAACAGGACAUUGAGGCAGAGCCCUUGACCCUUUCACCCUGUAAACAUCCUAUACAAACAUCCUGUUUGCUUGCCCCACCUUAUGCAGAUGACAGCUUCUUGCUCCCCCCACCCUGCAGGAACUAUAUAAACCCUCUUGGAGAAAAAUAAAGUUGCACCUUGAUCAGAAUCUAGACUUGGUGUAUUUCCUUGUAUCUCCUGUCCCUAUCAUUCCGUGCUUAGGGUGGUCGAGAACCCAUUAAAGCCCUGCAGGCGGGGCAAACUGGCGCCCAACGUGGAUGAAACCACUUCUUGAGGAUUUGGAACGUCGUCUCCCGGAGGAAGACCAAGGCCUUGGUGAAGUUGUUGGAUCCCCCUGAAAUCGCCCGGUUCAGGACGCGAUCCCGGAGGAGGGCGGAGACGACGCAGGUAAGAAAGUGACAAGCCAUGAGACAGGCAACUUCAUCACGAGAUUUAUUUAUUUCUGGCCUAAAUGAGCCCCUCAAGAUACAAGAAACUAGGGUAAAAAAAAAA